Messenger RNA from Hyla sarda, 2235 nucleotides. RefSeq names its product zinc finger E-box-binding homeobox 1-like. The coding region runs from base 1 to 2100 and encodes 699 amino acids. Gene Ontology annotation, molecular function: RNA polymerase II cis-regulatory region sequence-specific DNA binding; DNA-binding transcription factor activity, RNA polymerase II-specific. Lineage: Eukaryota; Metazoa; Chordata; Amphibia; Anura; Hylidae. Gene Ontology annotation, biological process: anatomical structure development; regulation of transcription by RNA polymerase II. The record is from RefSeq and is a predicted model, not a curated record. The transcript has 7 exons.
AUGGUGCAGCAGAAUCUGAUUGAAAACAACGGGACUCUGCAGCAACUGAAUUUCCAAGUGGAUUUUUUCGGCAGAUUCAGCUCAGAAAUUCUUGGGGACAGUGAUGAGCCACCUCACACAGAGAUGGAACUUUCAUCCAAAAUAGAAAGAGAUGAAGAAGAGAAAAGAUCAGAGAUGCCUCCUACCUUAAGUUUCCCGACAACACUGAAAAGUGAAGCCAGUGCAGCGAGAUCAGAAGUGAAAUCUUGUGGUCACUGUGGAAAGGAUUGUAGCUCAAGGCAGAGUGAUUCACAGAUUGACUCUACUCUCAAUGCUUGUCAUUGCUUGAAUAUUUCCCAACAGGAAUUAAAGACUACAGUGAAGAAUAUAACAGAAAAUAGGAAAUUUAAAUGUGUGGAAUGUGGAAAAUCAUUUAAGUUCAAACAUCAUUUGAAAGAACACUUUCGUAUACAUAGCGGAGAAAAACCCUAUGAAUGUUCUAAGUGCAAAAGAAGGUUCUCCCAUUCUGGGUCUUACAGCUCUCACUUAAACAAUAGGAAAUGCUUUCCCUAUAAAGACAGCAAUUCCAUGGUGCCUCCAUUCAUGCAUCCCUGUUCCCUACCUGGAGAACUUGACUUUGUACAAAAGUAUAGUGAUCAAUUCAAACUACAACACUCUCAUAGUAAAAACUGGUUAAUAUACCACCCGGUUGCUGAACCUUUACCAGCCCCACAUGUCACAUGGUGUAGCCAUGAUUUUGAUAUCGCCCAGGGAUCUCUUGAGAACAUUUCCUAUGGCAUGGCUAUGAGCCCACAGUUGGAAAAGGCGCCGGGUCUUUGGCAUUUUGGUAAUGACUGCUGGAAGAAUUUGAAACAAAUUAGUUCCAGCAGGUGGUCAGAAGAUAAUCUUAGACAAUGGGACUCUUUAAAGAAACAGGAAAUGGACUACCAAAGUGCUGGUGUCUCUCAGUGGGGAAAGUACCAACCGGAAACACUGACUUCAAGUCAUCUCUAUGAAACAGAAGAAAAUACAAGGCCCCUAACUCUGUACCACAGAGACCUUCCUACUGAAACGAUAGUAAAAAAUUCAGCAAUAUAUACAAAUAGUCCACAAAGGAAACUGAGAAUAGAGAACUUAGAAACAGAAAAAGAACAGCAAGUAACAAAAGACAAUGGAUUGGACCAGUCUUUAUCUUCAAAUUGUCCACAAAAACUGUUAUCUCCUGCCUGCAGACUGGAAACCGCAGGGCGCUGCCAUCCAAGUCAGUACUAUAGUUCAGAACAAAUUAUAUCAGAUUCCAUAAAAAAUUUUGCAUUAUCUGACAAAGUCCCAAAAGAGCCCCAGAUUGAGCCGCUAGACUUAUCUGUCCCAAAAAUACGCAGCAAUCCACAUGUGAGGACACUUCUUUGUGACCAGUCCUUGAAGCAUGCAAAUUAUACAUUUAGAAGUAAAGGUUCCAGGCCGGAUUCAUUCUUACCUUACACUGAGCCACAGCAUGGGUCCCACAAUUUGCCAUGCUUAUUGCCAAAUGUAUUGCACAACUUCAUUCAGAGUCGCUAUCCAUUUCUGCAUAUUAACCACAGUUUCAGUGGACUCUCAUUUUGCCCCUUUAUAAACUGCUUUUAUGAAGACCAGCCAAAUAACCUGGAAAGAAAAAGCGAAGACUUUGCACCCCUGGAUGUCCCUGAGGAAGAGAAACAAACUGUUAGUGCACCACGAAAGAAGAUCAAGAAAGCGGAGAAUGGUUUAUAUGCUUGUGAUCAGUGUAAUAAGAGUUUCCAGAAAAGCAGUUCUCUUCUACGACACAAAUAUGAACAUACAGGAAAUAGACCACAUCAAUGUGAAGUUUGCAAUAAGGCCUUCAAACACAAGCAUCACCUCAUUGAGCAUAUUCGCCUACAUUCAGGAGAAAAGCCAUACUGUUGUGAUAAGUGCGGCAAGAGAUUCUCCCAUUCUGGGUCCUUCUCUCAGCAUAUGAAUCAUCGGUAUUCUUACUGCCAUAGAGAUAAUACAGAUCUCCCUGAAAAUGGUGAGAUGACUUGGGGAAACACAUCUAACCAGUCUGGAAAUUACCCAGGGUUGCAUUCUCCUGGAGAACUGAUGAAUGUGGUGCAGAUUUAGGGAGAAACCACAAAGGUUUUACAAAUAAAAGGCACUGCAGUUCUCUAUAAGCAAGUGGAUCAAUCUAUCACAUGACUCCAGAUUCAGAGAGAAGACACUGUCAAGAUCAAGACCAGGAUUCAUUUGAGCAAAUAA